Messenger RNA from Spinacia oleracea (spinach), 3160 nucleotides. RefSeq names its product homeobox-leucine zipper protein PROTODERMAL FACTOR 2. Lineage: Eukaryota; Viridiplantae; Streptophyta; Magnoliopsida; Caryophyllales; Amaranthaceae. Gene Ontology annotation, biological process: regulation of DNA-templated transcription. The record is from RefSeq and is a predicted model, not a curated record. Bases 365 to 2557 code for a protein of 730 amino acids. The transcript is spliced from 13 exons. Gene Ontology annotation, molecular function: lipid binding; DNA binding; DNA-binding transcription factor activity, RNA polymerase II-specific.
AUUUUUUUUCUUCUUUCUAUACGCUCUUUGCAAUUACUCCUCUUCUCUGCCACUUCUCCUUCUUCCUCUUCCCCUUUCUCUCUCCUCAAAACUCACUCUCUCUCUCUCUUCAUUCACAAAACUAUUCAUUCAAGUUCAAGUUCAAGUUCAAGUUCAUCAACCACAACAACAUUAUCAAUCUCCUCCAAAAUCCAGAUCCACCUCCCUUUCAUCGAAAAAUGGAUGAAGUGAAGAAGGAUCUGGAUUCUUAUCAGAUAUUGUGAAGUGGUGAUUUAUUUAUCAACAAAAAAAACAAAGGAAAAGAAGCUAGCUAAGAAGGGAAUUUUGAAGGUGAAGAGAAAUCAUUUAGAGAAAUUAUAAAAAAAUGUUUCAGCCGAAUAUGUACGAGUCACACCAUCAACUGCUGGACAUGGGAGCGGGUCAUAAAACUCCGGAUAGCGAGUUGGGUAAAAUGAGAGAUGAUGAGUUCGAAAGCAGUAGAUCCGCUACCGAGAAUCUCGAGGGUCUUUCGGGUGAUGAUCAGGAUCCGAAUCAGCGGCCCAAGAAGAAGCGUUACCACCGUCAUACUCAACACCAGAUUCAAGAGAUGGAGAAUUUCUUCAAGGAGUGCCCUCAUCCAGACGAUAAGCAAAGGAAGGAGUUGAGCCGUAGAUUAACGUUGGAGCCUCUACAAGUCAAGUUUUGGUUUCAAAACAAACGAACUCAAAUGAAGGCCCAACAUGAACGAUCAGAGAACCAACAACUUCGAAACGAGAAUGAAAAGCUUCGAGCUGAUAACAUAAGGUUCAAAGAAGCCCUAAGCAAUGCUACGUGUCCUAAUUGCGGAGGUCCGGCCGCCAUUGGUGAGAUGUCCUUUGAUGAACAACAAUUGAGGAUCGAGAAUGCUCGUCUAAGAGAAGAGAUUGAUAGGAUAUCAGGAAUAGCAGCAAAGUAUGUAGGAAAGCCCUUAGUGACUUACCCUCAUAUGCAAAACCAAGGUCUACACUCACGCUCUUCCCUAGACCUCGGAGUCGGAACCUUCGGGCCACAGUCGGGUAUGGUACCCGACAUGUACGGGUCCGCCGGAGAUCUCCUCCGAUCCGUAGCUCCGCCUACCGAGGCCGAUAAACCGAUGAUCAUCGAGCUCGCGGUUGCUGCAAUGGAAGAACUUAUUAGGAUGGCUCAAGCUGGUGACCCCUUGUGGAUUCCUAGCCCUGAUAACACAACUGAAAUGCUUAAUGAAGAGGAGUACUUUCGGACCUUUCCUCGUGGGAUCGGGCCUAUGCCGUUAGGGAUGAAAUCGGAAGCUUCGAGGGACUCGGCGGUUGUGAUCAUGAAUCACUUGAACUUGGUUGAAAUUCUCAUGGAUGUGAAUCAAUGGUCAUGUGUGUUCUCUGGGAUUGUAUCAAGAUCAAUGACCCUAGAUGUUUUAUCAACUGGAGUUGCUGGAAAUUUCAAUGGCGCAUUACAAGUGAUGACAGCCGAGUUUCAAGUCCCUUCACCACUCGUUCCGACGAGAGAGAACUACUUUGUGAGGUACUGUAAGCAACACGGCGACAGUACAUGGGCCGUGGUUGAUGUCUCGUUGGAUGGUUUACGCCCUAGCCCCGUCCCGAGGUGUCGUAGAAGGCCAUCCGGUUGCCUCAUACAAGAGUUGCCUAAUGGUUACUCUAAGGUGAUGUGGGUUGAACAUGUCGAAGUGGAUGACCGAGCUGUGAGCAACUUAUAUAGGGCACUCGUAAAUUCAGGGCUAGCCUUCGGAGCUAAACGUUGGGUUUCGACUUUGGAUAGGCAAUGUGAAAGGCUUGCUAGUGUUAUGGCUAACAACAUUCCCGCCGGAGAGGGUGGUGUUAUAACAAGUCCAGAAGGGAGGAAGAGUAUGCUUAAGUUAGCAGAAAGGAUGGUGAUGAGCUUUUGUGCUGGGGUUGGAGCUUCAACAGCACAUACAUGGACUACAUUAUCAGGGAGUGGUGCUGAUGAUGUUCGAGUAAUGACUCGAAAGAGCAUGGAUGAUCCUGGUAGACCUCCUGGCAUUGUUCUUAGUGCUGCUACAUCAUUUUGGAUGCCCGUCUCUCCUAAACGAGUCUUCGAUUUCUUGCGCGAUGAGAACUCUAGGAACGAGUGGGAUAUCCUCUCAAAUGGGGGACUAGUCCAAGAGAUGGCUCACAUAGCCAACGGUCGUGAUCCAGGGAACUGUGUGUCGCUUCUAAGAGUGAAUAGUGCAAAUUCAAGCCAAAGCAACAUGCUAAUACUCCAAGAGAGCAGCACAGAUUCAACAGGCUCCUAUGUAAUCUACGCACCGGUCGAUAUCGUCGCCAUGAACGUGGUCUUAAACGGUGGUGACCCGGACUACGUAGCCCUCUUACCAUCCGGGUUCGCCAUACUACCCGACGGCCCCGUCGGUGGCGGGGGUCUAGAUGCCGGGUCGGGUGGUUCGUUGCUAACGGUUGCAUUCCAAAUCUUAGUUGAUUCAGUUCCUACAGCCAAGCUCUCCUUGGGUUCUGUUGCCACUGUUAAUAGUUUGAUUAAGUGUACUGUGGAAAGGAUUAAGGCUGCUGUAGCUUGUGAGACCGCUUGAUCAACCACCUCGAUUGGCGCGCCUCGUGCUUUUGUUCAUGUAAGCUUGAUUAGACGUUCAGGACAGGAAAACAAUAGUAAAUCAGAGAAGGGGGGGAGUGUUCGUAACGUAUGUGUUUACAACUUUUGGAUAAUUUUACGGUACCGUCAAUGGAGGAAGUCAAGAACGCACCUUUUUGUUGAUCCUUACAAUGGUGAAUGGCAAACAUGUAAUUUUCAUAAUAGAAAAAAGAAGGCCGGGAUUCGAAAGAUCGAACAACUAUAUAUCUCGAUUCGAAUCAGGAAGACUUAUCAAUGGCUACAAACCAUUACGAGGGAUCGAAUUGGGUUCGGGUAUUGACUUCGCCAAAAAAUAGUCAGUAAGCAUGCAUUUCCCUUCUAAUCUUCAUCCAUCACUUGACUAUGUUUUUGUUGCAAGUAAUUAUGGCAAAUUAAAGCCGAGUUAACUUGAGAGUAUUUUGGUAAAUUAAUUAGGAUGAUUAAUUAUCUAUAUAUCUCCCCUUCUUGGAUCUUAAGUAGCUUUAAUCGAUCCUUGAUCAUCAAGUGUAUUAUCUUAAUUUCUUGUUUGAGAUUAUAUUAAUGUAGGAAGACUUUUCUUUUUUCA